CACAUGUUCCACAAUGUGGCGCUGUAAUAUACUUUGUUAUUUAACAUAUUUAACUACUAUCCAGUAUUAUUUCAAAUAAAGCAAUUAAAAUGCAAUAAAAAUAAUAAAAAUUUAGCAUAAAAAAAACUUUUAAUUACAGAAAUACAUCUAUCGACAUCAAAAAUUAUUCACAGUAAUGAUAAAAUUAUAUUAGGAAUGGCGCCAAGGUGUCGCCAUUUUCAUAAAACUUUACCAAGCAGUAAAUCGAGAAGGCUGAGGGGAGGAACAAUUCCUCAAAGUGAGUGUGUGCAUCCGAAAAUUGUUGGAAAAAUUGCUAAAAAGCAAGAAUAAUGUAUUGGUCGUAAGUAUAUCUUCCUUCAAUGUUAUUUUCAAUUAACUUGAAUCGCUUUUGGGCACAAAACACGGGGCCUAUGGCAUGGGACUUCCGUUUAAUGAACAGGAACAGGAAGUUCCUCACAAUCUGAAAUGGCAAAAUAAAAACAUCCUGUACUGAAGAAAAUUUUGAAAAAUAUACAGCUACAUUUCUGAACAAGUCGAACAACACUGACGAAUUACUGAGUGAAAAGUGGAAUGGUCACAGCUAGCCCUUUUUAUUUUUAAACAAGUCCCAAUGAUAUCAAUUAUUAUGGAUCAUUUGAUUUUAGUGUGCAUCAAAAAGAAGGGGAUUGAGUUGAAUAUACAAAAAUGCAAGCUGAAAGUAUUUGCACUAAUGAUAUUGAGGGUCUGGAUUCAGACACCCUUAUUCCUGUUGAAAUUCUUUCCUGUGAUGUAUCUCAUCGAGCACGUUCUCAAGAUGCCUUAUCAAUAGUGGAAUUAGGAAAGCAAUUACUUUUUAGUGCAAAAUUUGGAGACACUGAUACCGUUCGUGAUCUAAUGUGUAGAGGAGCACCAUUUACUACAGAUUGGUUGGGUACAAGUGCAUUACAUUUUGCUGCACAAAAUAAUCAUACAGAAACUGCAGAAGUUUUACUUAGAGCAGGAAUUUCAAGAGAUGCAAGAACAAAAGUGGAUAGAACACCUUUACAUAUGGCUGCAUAUGAAGGUCACCAUCAGAUGACACAAUUACUUCUUAAUUAUGGUGCUGAUGUUGAUAGUAGAGAUAUGUUAAAAAUGACACCUUUACAUUGGGCAGUAGAAAGGGAACAUGUAGAAGUAAUGCAUGUUUUAUUAGAACAUGGAGCAGAUGCAAAUGCAACUAGUAAAUUUGACAAGACACCUAUUAGUCUUGCAUUAGAACAUGAUAGAUUAGAUUUAGUAGACAUAUUGCAACAAGAAAGAGAAAUUGUAGGUAUUAGAGCACAUCAACAAAAUCAAGCAAAUUCAGCAGAACUUGAAGUAGCAACCCAUAAUUUAAUACAAUUAGAAGCUGAAAGAGAAGAACAACAAAAAUUUGAACUUCCACAACAAGAAUCACAACCAAGAAGAAAAGUUACACAAGUGCAAAUGGGGAAAAAACCACGAAUGAUCUUUCAACAAAUUCAUGUUGGAACAAAUGUUGAUGUUGAACGGGAAAAAGAAAUAGAAGGUGUAGAUGAAAUAACUGAUGUGAAUAAUAUUAAUAAUACUAAAAAGCGUAAAGAUAUUACAGCUAUUGGAGGAGUAAACAAACAAUUUAGAUUACUAGAAGCACAUGGAAUCACAAUGAUACCUGUAGAUAAUGAAUCGUCUAUUGUUGAAAAUGCUAUGGAAAGUGGAAGAACAGUCGUUUUAACUGAGGCAGGUAAACUUGCCCUAAACUUAACAAGAAAUUCUUCAAUAGGAAUGAAACGACUUCAUGUUGCUGGGAAAAAAGGGACUCCUAGAAAAGUGAUAGCAAUUAGAGCAGAUCAAAUUUUAAGUCAAAAUACACCUACUCUUACAUCCAGAGGACCUAAUAUAUUGAAAAGAUCUUCUGUAGAUAAUAAAGCUGGAAAAUUGUUCAUUUCUUCUAUUUCUACUACGACGCCUGUAUCAACACUUACACAAUCUAAAAACAUAAUAUCUUCAUCAGAGAAUAAAAUUAUUAAUUCUCCUGCAAAAAUGACAGAACCAAUAAUUUUACAAUUAGACGAUGAUAUAGAAGAAAUUACUGAAGAUGAUACAACACAUAAUAAUGAACCAGUUAUGGAUAUUGCUCUAUUAAAUAGACAAUUAGCAGAAGCACGAAGACAAGCAGCUGAAUAUCGUAAGCGACUUCAAAAAAAAGAAGAAGAGGCUGAAAUAUAUAAACAACAACUUAAAAAUAUCACAGCGCAAAGAGUAUCUAAGUGAUUUUAUAUGAAUAUACAUUUUGUGAAUUAAGCUUCAUUUUUCAAACAGCCCUGCUUUUUGACAAAAAAGAAUCUUCUUCAACUUUUCAGCUUUGUAAAAGAGCUCAAUAUUUAAAAAAUUGUACUUUAUUUUAUAUUUUCUUUCAUCAUUAUCUCAUCUCAAAGCAUUAUAAUGAUAUUUAUGCGAGCUUUUCAUUAUUAACUGCUUACUUAUGUAUAGAUAUUUUACGAAUCUACAAAAUUCAUUAACUGCAUAUUAUUAAUACUCUUGAUUUAUAUCAGAAAAAUUGAGUUAUUUGUUUAACAGGGCAUAAUCCUAUAUUUAAUGUAUGUAUGCUUUCUAAAAGCUGCAUACAGUGUGUAUCUGUGAGUACAUAUGUGCGACUGAGUAUGAUUUAUGCAAUAAACAAAUAUUUUUUAAAAAUAAAUGUAGAUAUAUAUAAAAUAUUAAUUUGCUUUCCACAUAAAAAAUUGAUAGUUAUUAUUAUUUUCAAAAUAAUGUUUUAUGUUAAUUAAAUUAAAUUAAAAAUUUAUCAUAUUAAUGAAAUAGAGAUAUUUAUUAUUUCAAUUAUUUUUAUUACAUAAAAUACAAAUAAAUAUUUUUUUUUAUUUUUGAAAUGAAAUAAUUUUUCUUUUUAAGCAAUAUCAAAAAAAGAAAAUAAUAUAAAAAUUAAAUAACAAAUAAUAUAGAAAAAUGCGUGUUUUUACAUUAUAUAUGAUCUAUUUUGUAUAUAGUGAAUUUUUAUAUAUAUUGUAAAAUUGCAUAAUAAUUACAAAAUGAUUAUAUCAUAAUGUCGUUAAAACUAUGAAAAAUAAUUAGACAAUUUCUAUAAAAAUUAAAAAUUUAUAUAGAAUAAAAUUUGAAAUAAUGGAUAUUUCUCAAUAUUUAUAUUUUCUAAAGAAUUAAUAACAUUUAAUAAACAGCAAUGUUCAUCAUAUAUGUUGCUUAAAUAUAUAAAUCAGAGAAAUAUAGAAGUUUGAAGGUGUAAUUUGAUUAAAUAUAUUAAAUUUUUGUAGCUUAAAUGAAAAUGAUUAUUUUUUUUUUAACAAUUCGUAAGAAAUAUAAAAUGUGGAAAGCAGAUAAUUUAAAAAAAUUAAUUUUUAAUUAUAUAAAAUAAAGUUUAUGCAUUAUUUUGAUAACUAUUGUUGUCACUUUGUAUAUUUUCAUAUAAAUAAGAUUUCAUUCCAAGUAUUUUCUUAAUAAUUUCUAACAAAGUAAAACAUUGACUUCAAUUUAAAUGUGAUUCAAAAUUAUAAUAACAUUUUUUUAUCCAACAAUCAGCAUGGUGCUAUAUUCAAAUAAAAUUCAAAAUAAUUAAAAUUUCUAGUUUAAGAUAUAACAAAUAGAAUAUUAUAAAUAAGCGACAAAAAAAAUAUUAUGUACAGCAGACAGAAAGAAAGUAGUUCACUCAGGUACAAAUAAUAGAGUGUAUAAUAUAUGAAAAAGAAUUAAUAAGUGUCAAAUAUUAUUAAACCCAACAAAUUAAUAAUAAUAUUAAGAUUUUUUUUAGUAAUAUAUGUUGUAAAUAUAAACGUUUAUACAUAAAACAUAAAACGUUUUACACAAUAAUAAUAAUAGAAAUUGUUAACUCAAAAAUUUUCAUUUGAAAAUAAACAUUUUAUAUUUCAUGA
Messenger RNA from Apis cerana (Asiatic honeybee), 3881 nucleotides. RefSeq names its product Ada2a-containing complex component 3 (gene Atac3). Gene Ontology annotation, biological process: positive regulation of transcription by RNA polymerase II. The record is from RefSeq and is a predicted model, not a curated record. Gene Ontology annotation, cellular component: nucleus. Lineage: Eukaryota; Metazoa; Arthropoda; Insecta; Hymenoptera; Apidae. Gene Ontology annotation, molecular function: transcription cis-regulatory region binding; protein binding.